UCUAUAAUGUAAUCGAUAUUACAUGCAAAUUAUGUUUGGGAAACUAUCGAUAUAUUAUGUUCAGUCGUAGUUUAAAAUAAUAAACUGGCAUCAGUUAUCAUUUUUCCUCAAUUCUAUAGACGGUAACGAACGAAUCUUUUUUUUAUAAACAUCUAUGCAUUAUCUAAACAGCGUGUACGAAAAUAUAAUCCCGCGAAAAUGGUAAAACGCUAAUAAUAAUCGCCGACCAAUAUGAUUGUAAAUACCUAUAUAGUAUAUAUUUUAAAAGUCUCGGACACCAAGUUUCGUAUCGCAUUAAUAAAUUAUUUGAAUAUUAUAAUAUUAUGGAGUAAAGUCGUAUUAUAAGGUUUUCCUCAGAUGCAGCUGGUUGCAGAAAUUCGGCACCAAGAGACCUUCCAGUGAAGACAUGGAUGGGUCAGACGGCGUAUACCACGAUGGUAUGCCAGCUCCUCCCAAGUGCGUACCCAUUCCUCCGUGCGGUAAUAAUGGAGUCGGUGGCGGCCCUCAGCAGCAGCAGCAACAGCAACAGCAGCAGCAGCAACAACAACAACAGCAGCAGCAGCAACAACAACAACAACAACAGUCUCCCCAUGCCAAAAACGACGCGAGUAAUAAUGCAAAGUUCAGCGUGAAAAUCGUGCAGGAACUCGAGUUUAGCACAAGCGAACACCAGCAUAAUGCCCAGAUCUCCACCAACCUGACGCUGACGUCGGUCAAUACGUCAGUGCAGAGCGACGUUACCACGAAACAGUCUGCAGGCGGGGGGCCUGGCGCGGGUGGUGGUACGGUGCCUACCGCGUCUGGCGGCGGUGGAAUUCCACCUGGAAGUGCAGCGGGGGCGCCCGGCCCACCAACUGACCACACGAUGCACGAGUGCAAGCAAGAGCAACCGGACCUGAUGGAUUUCCCGGGCGAUGGUGACCUAAACGACCUGUCUUUCAUCAACAACGACACCAACGAACCCAUAUUGGCCGUCGACACGGACACGCUGACCGAGAUCAUAUCUGAUCUUAACAGCGAGGGCAUCACGCCGGCUGACUUCAACCAGGUGGACCUGUGCGAUAAACGGCCCAUAAAAACAGAACCUGAUGCCAGGUGCACGCCACCGGUUAAGUCGCCGUAUGACCAACACCAUCAGCAGCAGCAGCAGCAGGUACACCAACAGCAGCAACACCAACAACAGCAACAGCAACACCAGCAGCAGCAACAGCGAGGUGGCGGCGGUGGAAACAAUAAUUAUUCGAAUUGCGUGGCCGCCGAGACGCUAAAACAGUUGGCUGAACAGCACAACAACCAGCAGCAGAGGCCAGACAAGUGCGGUUACGAUUUCCCUUACCAAUCACCCGGUUCCGUGCCAGACUUUAUACACUCGCCCAGCACUCCCGUGGGCACUCCCAACCCGAACGGUUACAACAUGAUGUCUCCCGUUAACUCCAUGUACCACCAGCAGCAACAACAGCAGGAAAAGCAACAGCAGGAGAACAACAACUAUUACCAUCCUCAGGAACAACCAAAGCCGAGGAUGAAGCAACAACAGCAGCAACAACCCCAACAGCAACAGCAGCAACAACAACAACAGCAGCAGCAGCAGCAGCAACCGACGGUGGCGGCGCAGCGAUUACAGAAACAACAACAGUUGCCACCGCCGCCCGCUUCCCAACAGCAGCAACAGCAACCCCUCCAGUCGCCCCAGUCUCGAUACAACCAGUAUAACGGACAUGGAAGUCCUCAGUAUCCUGUGUCGGCGGCUCGCAGGAUAACGCCGUCGCCGGGCGCAGCUUCGGCUGGCGUCCUGUCCCCGCAGCAGCCCAACGCCGCCAGUCCAGACGUGGUCGCCAGCUCGUUCCAAAUGUCCCAGUCCCAACAAGUUCACGUCAGUCAACAAGGCCAACAACAGGUAACAAACGUUCUUCUGAAGUAUGGAUAAUUAAUUAAGAUGAUGCCGCACGGUGUUAUCUCUGUCUUACAAAUUGAAAUGUUCCGCAUGGCAAAUUUGUGUUCUGUAUAGUUUCAUUUUGCACAGUAAGCUUUUAUAAUAUAGCGCGAUUAACUUAUUAUCAGUCUUAAAGGUAGAAACAUUUGGUAUCUGUGUUUUAUCGUAACGUUUUCACGAAUUUUUAAUAUUUGAGCGAGUUAUGAGGUUUCUUAAAUUGUUAUAUUUUACAUACUCAUAACUCACUUAAAAAUAACAAUAUCAUAAAAACCCACGUGAAAACACACCUUCAAGUUUGAUAUUAGGCCAAUUCUCUAUUCUAAAGGUUUUUACAAAAAAUUGGAAUUGUUGAGCAUAACGUUUGUAAGACGGAGAUAACACUAUGUGAGUGUGGCAUCUUCUUGAAAAUGUUUAUAGCCAAAUUUCCUCAAUAUUAUAAUAUUUGUCGACGUUAUUAUUUCGGUGCUAACUUAGUCGAUUUCGCGUCAGCCUCUAGACCCGAUCUACAAAUGUUUUGUUAAAAAAACUACGGCCGUCGAUUAGCUCUUUAACUCCAUCUAGAUUUAGUACAUAAUAUGUGGUGUAAACCAUAAUAAUAUGGUAUUUCUGUAGUUCUGUCCACUACGAAAACGAUUAAGAUCAUAUUUUGUCGUCGUCGCAUAAUUCUAUUAGGUAUACUUUUCGUUCGAGUGGUGGUCCAUUUGUACAUUAUAUAAUAAUAUUGUUUUGUUCGUGUACGGUGUGUUGUGCUAUGUUAUCCACUCGAAAGUCAUAUUAUUAUCGAUAUAACAUCGCGCAGGUUCGAGU
Messenger RNA from Acyrthosiphon pisum (pea aphid), 2740 nucleotides. Its product is annotated as GATA zinc finger domain-containing protein 10. NCBI's taxonomy places the organism in Eukaryota, Metazoa, Arthropoda, Insecta, Hemiptera, Aphididae. The transcript has 2 exons. Bases 407 to 1927 code for a protein of 506 amino acids. The record is from RefSeq and is a predicted model, not a curated record.